CGCCACACAGCACGGUCGAUGUCCUGAGCGGUUUGCGUCGAUUUUCUAACCUCAGAGUUAAGCAGCCAUGAGGUGAACGCUCAGUGGACACUCGGCGGAGGUUCAUAACAGCGGAAAAGCUGUCGGUGAUGUCCAGAUCUUAGACACACACUGAAACUUCUCCCAUCAUGGACUCUAAGAAGCCAGGCGUGCUGCAGCAUCUCCGCCAGAAGAUGCUGCCACACCUCCGGCGAGGCAAGAUGAGCCCAAGCAAGAAGCCCGUGCUGCCGGAACACAGCAUGGACCAUCGGAUGAGCUCCUCCGUUCCAGACAUGCGGGACAUGAGGCAAGAGUACGCUCAAACAACCUACCGCACACACUUCCAGCAGUACGACUCUACCUACUACAGCAACCCCUCCACACCACUUGUCAAGCCUGUUCGGGGCCUGGGAGGAGGCAGGAGUGGCCUAACGAUGGGUGAAGUGGGUGGAGGAGCUGGGAGGAGUGUACCUGCAGACUACACAGACUGGGCUUCCUCCCAGGACUCAUUCAACAGUAUCUGUGAGGAGGAGAAGAGCCCUACGGAGACAAACUACAGACCUGCCAGGGGCAUGGAGCCUGAGGAGCUGGCCCUGCCGGAGAUGAUGACCGUGUACAGCCCAGACCCUCCCUCUGUGGAGGCGUCCCAGGACAGCUCACAGUAUGACAUCAACAAUCAAAGGCUACAAGACGGGGACAACCAAAAUAGUGAAAUGGGCAACGACACCCCAAGUGUGUCUGAAGGCAUCAGGGAUCUUCCCAGGUCCUUCCUGCUCACCAUCAACCUGAAGGAAGGACGCAACCUGGUCAUCAGGGACCGCUGUGGUACCAGCGACCCUUAUGUGAAAUUCAAGUUGGAGGGGAAAACAUUCUACAAAAGCAAAGUGGUUUAUAAAGACCUCAACCCCAAAUGGAAUGAGACCUUCUCCCUACCCGUGAAGGAUCUGAACCAGAAACUGUACAUUAAGGUAUACGACCGUGAUCUGACAACUGAUGACUUCAUGGGCUCCACUGGUGUCUUCCUGAGUGACCUAGAGAUGGACAAGGUAAACGAGAUGUCUUUGCCAUUGAAUGACCCAAACAGCCUGGAGGACGACAUGGGGGUCGUGCUGGUGGAUCUGAGUCUCUCACACAGAGAUGGAGACAGCAAAAGGGGCAAUCGGUGGCCCCAAAAAAGAAAACGAAGUAUUAGGUCGGGAAGUUCUUCUUACAGUUUUCGUCUGUCAGACACGAUGAGGAAGAGUCAGCUGUGGACUUCUGUUGUGUCUGUGACUCUGAUCGAGGGUCGGGAGAUGCCGCUGGACUCUCAGGGAGGUCAGCUCUUUGUUCGCUUCAGACUUGGAGAGCAGAUAUACAAAAGCAAGAAUCACUGCAAAGUGCCCAAGCCUCAGUGGAGAGAGAGAUUCACUUUAAACCACUUCAUAGACAGGCCAGACAUCCUGGAGGUGGAGCUCUGGUCCAAGGGAGGACGAAGGACUGAGGAGUGUUUGGGAAUGUGUGAAGUUGACUUGUCCAGGAUACCUUUCAAUGAGAGACAGCUGUUCACACACACCCUGGACAAAGGGAGGGGACUGUUGGUGUUCCUGCUCACACUGAGCACAUGCAGCGGCGUCUCCAUCUCUGACCUCUGUGCGGCACCACUCGAUGAACCUCGUGAACAACAGAACCAGCUGGACAACUAUAGCUUAAAGAGAUCCCUGAAUAACCUCCGUGACGUUGGUUUCCUUCAAAUUAAAGUUCUCAAGGCAGCAGAUCUGCUGGCUGCUGAUUUAAAUGGCAAGAGUGAUCCCUUCUGUGUGUUGGAAGUGGGGAACGACAGACUGCAGACACACACUGUCUACAAGAGCCUCCACCCAGAGUGGAAUAAAGUCUUCACACUCCCUGUCAAAGACAUUCAUGAUGUUCUGGUGGUGACUAUCUUUGAUGAGGAUGGAGACAAGGCGCCAGACUUCCUGGGAAAAGUUGCCAUUCCGCUGCUCUCGAUCCGCAGGGGACAGCAGAUCACCUACCCGCUGAAGAAAGAGGACUUAGGUGGGCUGACGAAGGGGAGCAUCACUCUGGAGCUGGAGGUUAUUUUUAACCCUGUCAGAGCGAGUAUCAGAACCUUCCAACCAAGAGAGAGAAAAUUCAUGGAGGAUAAUCCCAAAUUUUCCAAAAAGGUUCUGGCCAGGAACGUGAUGCGUGUACAGACACUGUACAGGGCUAUCGUGUCGACUCUGCAGUACAUCAAAAGCUGCUUCCAGUGGGAGAGCGUUCAGAGGAGCCUGCUAGCCUUCCUGGUGUUUAUGGUGACAGUUUGGUAUUGGGAGUUUUACAUGCUGCCCUUCUCCCUGGUCCUGCUCAUCUCCUGGAACUACCUCCAGAUCCGGUCCGGGCGAGUCAGUCAUGACUUGGACAAUAUGGAUUUGGCGGAUGAGGAGGAGGAUGAUGAGAAGGAGUCAGAAAAAAAAGGGCUGAUGGAGAAAAUCCACAUGGUCCAAGACAUCAUCAUCACCCUUCAGAACCUGCUUGAGGAGAUCGCCAGUUUUGGGGAGAGGAUAAAAAACACUUUCAACUGGUCGGUGCCAUUCCUGUCCGGCCUGGCUUUCCUGGUCUUUGUCAUUGCAACACUUCUUACAUACUACAUCCCCGUACGCUACGUGGUUUUAUUAUGGGGUAUCAAUAAAUUCACCAAGAAAUUACGGAACCCGUACAGCAUUGACAACAAUGAAGUGCUUGAUUUCCUGUCGAGGGUGCCUUCAGAUGUGCAGAAGGUUCAGUACAGUGAACUGAGAGGCAACAAGAAGAAGAAACUCCUGUAGGUUUCCUUCCUAAAAAAAACAUUUCCAGAGGAAAUGCUUGUCUCGGAGUGCGUGGUAGGUUUAAAUCCUAAUUCACUGUGGUGAUGCACAAAACCGCACGGCUCACAUUAACCAGCACCUUUUAACCAAAGACGUCCACACUGAGGACCCUGCACGGGAGAAAUUUGUAAUAUUAAUUCCAAAGAUUGUGGGUGUUUUCUUGUCUGUACACUUUAUUCUGUACGACAAUCGAUCAGAAGCUGCUUUUUCUUACGUUACCUGCCGGCUGGUUAUGUCCUCCAGAAACCAACUGGGAUAUCAGUCUGUAUUAUUCUGAAUGUAUAUGCUUGAUUUGUAAUAUUUGUGUGUAUAUUUUUACAUAAUUAACUGAUAUUGAUCGAUGUGCAGACUUUUAUUGCAGAAGGGAUUAUUCACCUUUUGAAAAACAAAAACAAAAUUGUUGCUGGGAUGAAAGUAAAUUUCAUUAUGGGUCAUUUGAAAAGUUAUAAGAUGUUUCUUAGAAAAUGUUAUAAUUUUAAGUACAACACCUUUGUUUUUAAAAAUUCUGUCUUUCUCAAAACAAAUUCAGAUUGAGUUUUUUCAUAUGUCCGUAUACAGAAACAUAAGUAAGUAGCAAAUAUUCUGCAUUAUAUUUCUUUGUUUCUUACAUUUACCUUUGAAAAGCGAUGUGCACAUGAUGACUGAUUUUACUUCAAUGUGACAUUUUUGACUUAUUUUUAAAAGCAAAUAUGCGUGCCUACAUUUAGAUUUUUAUUCAUCCUACAUGGUGUAUUUUACUUUUUGCUUGUGAGUGGGAUGGGGCCAGAUCUGUACACAUUUUAUUUAUUAACGACAAUCACAAAUGAAGACUUUGUGUCUCAUCUCUAUCAGCAAUAAAUGCAGACAAUCACA
This is a messenger RNA of Plectropomus leopardus (leopard coralgrouper), 3710 nucleotides long. RefSeq names its product multiple C2 domains, transmembrane 2b (gene mctp2b). Gene Ontology annotation, biological process: regulation of neurotransmitter secretion. NCBI's taxonomy places the organism in Eukaryota, Metazoa, Chordata, Actinopteri, Perciformes, Serranidae. Gene Ontology annotation, molecular function: calcium ion binding. The record is from RefSeq and is a predicted model, not a curated record. Gene Ontology annotation, cellular component: synaptic vesicle membrane.